AGCCGCGUGCGAUUGGUCCUUUAAGUCAUAUCUCCCUCAUCACCUAGCUAAAUUCUCUGGCUAAUUCGCGAUUUUCUUGUAGUAAACAGAGCAAGCGAGCUUCUCCAAUUCAACAUACAUGGCCCCCGAAACCGAUUCAAUUGAAAUGUUCUUCUUCCCCUUCGUAGGAGGAGGCCAUCAGAUUCCAAUGAUAGACGCAGCAAGAGUGUUUGCAUCUCACGGAGCCAAAUCAACCAUUCUAGCCACACCCUCCAAUGCUCUCCACUUCCAUAACUCAAUCUCGCAUGACCAACAAUCCGGUCUUCCCAUCGCCAUUCACACCUUCUCCGCCGAUAUAUCCGACACAGACAUGUCUGCUGCCGGUCCCUUCAUCGACUCCUCGGCUCUCCUCGAACCGCUGAGGCUGUUUCUCCUGCAACGCCCCCCCGACUGCAUUGUCAUCGACAUGUUCCAUCGUUGGGCUCCCGACAUCGUUGAUCAGCUAGGAAUCACAAGAAUCCUCUUCAACGGUCACGGGUGCUUCCCUCGCUGCGUUACUGAAAACAUCAGAAAUCAUGUCACGCUUGAGAAUCUGAGUUCAGACUCAGAGCCUUUUGUUGUUCCUAAUCUCCCUCACAGAAUCGAAAUGACAAGGUCUCGGCUUCCGGUUUUUCUGAGGAACCCGUCUCAGUUCCCUGAUAGGAUGAAGCAAUGGGACGACAACGGUUUCGGCAUUGUCACCAACAGCUUCUAUGACUUAGAACCGGAUUAUGCUGAUUACGUAAAAAAGAGAAAGAAGGCAUGGCUUGUCGGACCAGUGUCCCUUUGUAACAGAACUGCCGAAGAUAAAACCCAGAGAGGGAAGCCACCAACAAUCGAUGAACAAAAAUGCUUGAAUUGGUUGAAUUCUAAGAAACCCAAUUCAGUUCUUUAUGUCAGCUUUGGAAGUGUAGCUCGGUUGCCCCCUGGACAGUUAAAGGAAAUUGCUUUUGGUCUUGAAGCUUCUGACCAAACCUUCAUUUGGGUGGUGGGGUGCAUUCGCAACAACCCAUCAGAAAACAAAGAAAAUGGGAGUGGAAACUUUCUUCCGGAAGGGUUUGAGCAGAGGAUGAAGGAAAAGAAUAAAGGGUUGGUUCUUAGAGGGUGGGCUCCUCAGCUGUUGAUUUUGGAGCAUGCUGCAAUCAAAGGGUUUAUGACACAUUGUGGAUGGAACUCCACUUUGGAAAGUGUGUGUGCGGGAGUGCCAAUGAUUACGUGGCCUCUCUCGGCCGAGCAAUUUUCGAACGAGAAGUUGAUAACUGAGGUUUUGAAGAUUGGUGUUCAAGUGGGGAGCAGGGAGUGGUUGUCCUGGAACUCAGAAUGGAAAGAGUUGGUGGGAAGAGAGAAGGUUGAAUCAGCAGUGAAGAAGUUGAUGGUGGAGAGUGAAGAGGCAGAGGAAAUGAGAACAAGAGUCAAAGAAAUUGCAGAGAAAGCUAGAAGAGCUGUGGAAGAAGGUGGAACAUCUUACGCCGAUGCUGAGGCAUUGAUUCAGGAGAUUAAAGGUCGCAGAUUGGCAAGACAAGAUUAGAAUUUCAAAUAAGAGAAGAAAGGGUUCAAUUCAUCGGGACAACUUUAUGAUGAAGAGUUUAUAUUCAUGCCAUGAACGCAUAACAAACACAAGAAAAACAGCUCGUUACUUUCCUGCAUCACUAGAAAACUGAUACUAGAUGCCUAGAUCUAUGCAUACAACUAGAGCACAUUAAUGCUGAGUUUUUAUUUCAAUGGAAAUAGGAGGGAGAGUGGAAACGAGAGUGAUGGAAAUAAAGGUGGUUUUGUUUGAUAUCAUAAAAAUGUAGUAAAAACCUGACUAUUUGUUUAUUUUUUUUUUAUAUAUAACUGUCACACUUUGCAACCA
Glycine soja is the source of this 1873-nucleotide messenger RNA. Its product is annotated as abscisate beta-glucosyltransferase-like. Bases 119 to 1546 code for a protein of 475 amino acids. Lineage: Eukaryota; Viridiplantae; Streptophyta; Magnoliopsida; Fabales; Fabaceae. The transcript has a single exon. The record is from RefSeq and is a predicted model, not a curated record. Gene Ontology annotation, molecular function: UDP-glycosyltransferase activity.